This is a messenger RNA of Colletotrichum scovillei, 1662 nucleotides long. RefSeq names its product acyl-CoA thioesterase II. Gene Ontology annotation, biological process: acyl-CoA metabolic process; fatty acid catabolic process. The transcript is spliced from 2 exons. Gene Ontology annotation, cellular component: peroxisomal matrix. The record is from RefSeq and is a predicted model, not a curated record. Gene Ontology annotation, molecular function: fatty acyl-CoA hydrolase activity. Bases 559 to 1662 code for a protein of 367 amino acids. NCBI's taxonomy places the organism in Eukaryota, Fungi, Ascomycota, Sordariomycetes, Glomerellales, Glomerellaceae.
GCCGUUGUGACCGGCCCAAAAUCACCGGCACCCGUCGUUUUCAUGUUGUAUUCAAGGCCGAGGAAUUAUGGGUAUACCCCGGAGACCAAAGCCGGCAUCCCCACAAAGUGCCGCGGCGACCCUUGGAAUGGAGCGGUGGACUCGGCGCAAGAGACUAGCCGAACCCCCAGAGAAUCAUCUGGGGGAUUCCCCUCACAUGGGGUGCCUCGGCUCCGCACCGAGACUCUGGCGUACUGAAGUUCUGGAGAAGGAAGAAGGGCAGCUCCGCACGGCCACGGUCCCCGCCAGAGAGCUCCUCGUCCCGAGGUACAAUCUCGCCCAGGUCUCAGAGCGUUGUUGGGGAAAGCUAAGCUGAACCCCCGAAGCUGAACUUCAAACCAGUCAAUCCCUUCUCCAAGCUCCGAAGUUUCGUCAUUUUCUUUUUUGGGGCAGGCAGAAUUUAUCUCAAAAACCGUUCAAACAUCUCUCGUCACGUCGUAUUCCGUGAUUUCGUCAAUCCACCCAGAUCGACGUUCCUUGUUCUCUUGUUGUCGUCGUUCGGCAACCCCACCACUUGCUAUGUCCAAACUUUUGUUCGACGAUGUCAUGGCACUGGCCCUGCUGCCAACAACAUCGAAUCACACGACAACGACAGGUGGCAUCGUCAAGCGUUACAUGAGUCUCUACCCAGCUUGGGUACCAGGGUCAGAACUUGUUGGCGGCAGAGGCCGCGGGUCCAAGGCAGAUCCUCGUGCUGCAUACGGAGGGCAUGUUUACUGUCAGGCGCCGCUAGCUGCAAGCCGAGCCGUGAAAGAAGAGGAACCUGAAGGAUCCGGAACGCAGUCCGGGGGUUUCGGGCUUCACGCCAUUCAAGGAGUCUUCUCGGCUGCCGCCAAGUCAGACAGGCCAUUCAUAUAUGAGGUCACUGUUCUAUCGACUAGCCGGACAUUCUGCUCCCGCCUGGUGACUGUGCGCCAACCAAAAGAGACGAGCAAACGCGGCCACUAUGAAGACAACUUCUUACUCGAGGAUGCCGAGGGGCCUUUGGGUGAUAUCUGUUUCAGCUGCAUAUGCACCUUCAAACGGCCAGAGGAAGCCAGAAUCGUUUCUCAAGAAGAGCCACCGCAGAAACGCUUUGCCGAAAUUCUGUCCACCAAGUCACCACAGGAUUGGCCGUUCGCACCGGCGGUCGACGUGGAAGAAAUCAAAGCCAUGUUUCCGGAUGUUGGCCAGACGACGUUUCCCAUCGUCGACAUGCGCAAAGUCGACCUGACGGCUUACAAUGAGGGAAAGCCGGUUUCGGAAAGGAAGGAGCUUCUCUUAUAUCGACUUAAAGGCCCUCUUCCAGCGGACGAUCCCAAUUCGCAUGUGGCCGUUCAUGCGUUCGAGUCUGAUCGCAACGGAUUAUUGAUGAUAGGCAACCAUGUUGGUCUCGGAUGGAGUCUAGGCACCGCGGCCAGCUUAACGUACAAGUUUAUCGUUCAUGUCAAUGUCGACCAAGCCGUGAUGAAAGACGAUGGCUGGUGGAUUCAGGAGGCAUCGUUUCCCCGGACCGGCCAGGGUCGAGGGGCAUUGGUCUGUAAGAUGUGGAGUCCUGAAGGCAUACAUGUCGCCACCGGAUAUCAAGACGGCAUACUUCGAGAGCGAAGAACAGAUGGUGAUAAAAUAAGCCAGAAGCUAUAA